AUGAAGAUUUCCGUACAACUCUAUAGCUGGAUCAGCAUCUUAGUACUCCCAAGCGCAGCCACCAAGCAUCCGGGCCAAUUGUCAGAACUUUAUGUGCCCAGCGUAGAAGAAUGGAACGAGGCAGAGAGUAAAGCCCACGCUUUCGUCGCCCAGCUCAUUCUCACCGAGAAGGUGACGAUGGUCACGGGCACCUUGCUUGACGUCGGCACAGGCUGUAUUGGGAGAAUCAGACCUGUUUCACGACUUGGUUUUCCUGGAUUAUGUCUCCUUGAUGGCCCCAAUGCUAUCAACCGAGCUCAUCUCGUCAGUACAUUUCCUUCAGGAAUUACUGUUGCAGCAAGCUGGGACCGAGAGCUGAUGUAUGAGCGCGGACUUGCCAUGGGCUCCGAGUUCAAAGCCAAAGGGGCACAUGUGAUUCUCGGACCAACAACAGGACCUCUCGGACGUCACCCGCAGGGUGGACGUAAUUGGGAAGGCUCCUCUCCAGAUCCAUAUCUUUCCGGAGAGGCCAUCAAGUACACGCUCAUUGGGCAUUAA
Messenger RNA from Glarea lozoyensis ATCC 20868, 537 nucleotides. RefSeq names its product (Trans)glycosidase. Gene Ontology annotation, molecular function: beta-glucosidase activity. The record is from RefSeq and is a predicted model, not a curated record. Gene Ontology annotation, biological process: glucan catabolic process. The transcript is spliced from 3 exons. The coding region runs from base 1 to 537 and encodes 178 amino acids. NCBI's taxonomy places the organism in Eukaryota, Fungi, Ascomycota, Leotiomycetes, Helotiales, Helotiaceae.